This is a messenger RNA of Psilocybe cubensis, 471 nucleotides long. RefSeq lists its product as uncharacterized. The coding region runs from base 1 to 471 and encodes 156 amino acids. The record is from RefSeq and is a predicted model, not a curated record. The transcript has 6 exons. Gene Ontology annotation, biological process: protein acetylation. NCBI's taxonomy places the organism in Eukaryota, Fungi, Basidiomycota, Agaricomycetes, Agaricales, Agrocybaceae. Gene Ontology annotation, molecular function: N-acetyltransferase activity.
AUGGCUCCCGUCUUCCACAUAAGACAGGCAACUCCAGACGAUGUGGAUAUUAUCUUGCAACUGAUCAUCGAUCUAGCUACUUAUGAAAAGGAACCAGAGUCGGUCAAGGCUACUCCUGAACUCCUCCACAAAAAUUUGUUUGAAACGCCAUAUGCUCAUGCUCUUCUUGCUUUUUCCGGGACCGCUGAGACUCCUGCUGAACCCAUCGGAUUAGCUUUGUACUUUUUCAAUUUCUCCACUUGGACUGGGAAACCAGGGCUCUAUCUUGAAGACCUCUACGUGAAACCUGAACACAGGUCAUUAGGCGUUGGCAAGGCAUUCUUUGGCCAACUAGGAAAGAUUGCACAAGAAAAGUGGAAUCAGCCUUCCAUCGACUUUUACGAGAAAAGACUUGGUGCAACACCCAUGUCAGAAUGGAUGGGCAUGAGGCUUGAAGGCCAGGGCAUCAAGAACCUCAACCAGUUUCUUUGA